Molecule: messenger RNA, 631 nt
Organism: Fomitopsis serialis
Lineage: Eukaryota; Fungi; Basidiomycota; Agaricomycetes; Polyporales; Fomitopsidaceae
Exons: 2
Source: RefSeq, a predicted model, not a curated record
GCGUGACCACGUUGCUAUAGCGCAUCUCAGCGGAAUGGACGGAGCCAAAUCGAUUACAACCGCAACGCCCGAGGGCCCCUCCCACGGCCAUGCGGUCCCGCGGCUUCCUGUGGAGGUCUGUGAACGGACCAUCGACCACAUAGCGACGGGAUGGGAUAUCAGUUAUGCUGCUGCAAAGGGCGAGCCAAAUCUGUCCACUCUCACAUCUUGCGCGCUCGUAUGCCACGACUGGUACUACCUGACGUGGUACCAUCUACGUCGACGCAUUCAUCUGCGAGACCGAAAGGAUGUUCUCUCGCUCUACAGGACACUCCGCGCAAAACCGCGCCUCCGUGAGGUCGUUGAACAGGUCGUCUUAUCGGGUGCCCCUCCUGGGGAACAUCGAGCAAUCCCGCACCUGGGGACGUUUGCCGCCAUGUUCGCGGGCAAGACUCCGAGAUUGUCGAGGAUCAGCAUUGAAGAUGCGGAGUGGACCACCGGCUCGGUGCGCACAGAGGACAUCGGCUACUUCGCUGCGUUCAGCUUCGUUGACACUCUGAUCGUCCGCAAUGUCACCUUGCCGAGUGUUACCCAGCUGUCCCGCCUCGUUUCAGCACUCCCGCAGCUUAGGGCCUUGUGGUGCUACAAUAUU